This is a messenger RNA of Cricetulus griseus (Chinese hamster), 2744 nucleotides long. Lineage: Eukaryota; Metazoa; Chordata; Mammalia; Rodentia; Cricetidae. The record is from RefSeq and is a predicted model, not a curated record.
CUAAGGAGCUGCUAUGUGAAGGUUAACUAUGUGGCCGGCCAAGCAUGGCCUAGGAUCUCAUGCCAAGCCCUGAGAUCUUUGGCUCCAAACAGGGUGACAGAGGGAUGGACAUGAAAGGGAGCUUCCUGGUCCCCUAUGUCAUCAUGCUCAUUGUAGAGGGGAUGCCACUCUUGUACCUGGAGCUGGCCGUGGGGCAACGCAUGCGUCAGGGCAGCAUCGGUGCCUGGAGGACCAUCAGCCCCUACCUCAGUGGUGUCGGCAUUGCUAGCUUGGUGGUCUCCUUCUUGGUCUCUGUGUAUUAUAAUGUCAUCAACACCUGGUCUCUCUGGUACCUCUUCCACUCCUUCCAGGAUCCCCUGCCAUGGUCUGUCUGCCCACUGAAUGGUAAUCACACAGGCUACAAUGAAGAGUGUGAAAAGGCUUCAUCAACACAGUACUUCUGGUACAGGAAAACACUCAACAUUUCACCAUCCAUCCAGGGGGAUGGAGGAGUGCAGUGGGAGCCAGCCCUGUGCCUCACCCUGGCCUGGCUUAUUGUCUACCUGUGCAUACUCCGGGGCACUGAAUCGACUGGCAAGGUGGUCUAUUUCACUGCAUCAAUGCCCUACUUUGUGCUCAUCAUCUACCUGAUUCGGGGCCUUACACUCCACGGAGCCACCAAUGGCCUGGUAUACAUGUUCACGCCCAAGAUUGAGCAACUAGCCAACCCCAAGGCCUGGAUCAAUGCAGCCACGCAGAUCUUCUUCUCACUGGGCUUAGGGUGUGGUGGCCUGAUUGCCUUUGCCAGCUACAAUGAACCCUCCAACAACUGCCAGAAGCAUGCCAUCAUUGUGUCUAUCAUCAAUAGUACCACUGCCAUAUUUUCCAGCAUUGUGACCUUCUCCAUCUAUGGCUUCAAGGCCACCUUCAACUAUGAAAACUGCUUAAACAAGGUGAUUCUGCUGCUGACCAAUUCUUUCGACCUUGAAGAUGGCUUUCUGACAGCCAACAACCUGGAGGAAGUGAAGGACUACCUGGCAUCUACCUACCCAAGCAAGUACAGUGACGUGUUCCCGCACAUUAGAAACUGCAGCUUGGAGUCAGAGCUGAACACGGCUGUCCAGGGCACAGGCCUGGCCUUCAUCGUCUACACUGAGGCCAUUAAAAACAUGGACGUGUCCCAGCUGUGGUCAGUGCUCUACUUCUUCAUGCUACUGACACUGGGUAUGGGAAGCAUGGUAGGAACAGGAACGGCCAUCCUCACCCCUCUGACUGACAGCAAGGUCAUCUCCAGCUACCUUCCCAAGGAGGCCAUUUCAGGUCUGGUGUGUCUCAUCAGCUGUGCCAUUGGCAUGGUGUUCACCAUGGAGACUGGGAACUACUGGUUUGACAUCUUCAAUGACUAUGCAGCCACACUGUCCCUGCUUCUCAUUGUGCUGGUGGAGAUCAUAGCUGUGUGCUAUGUAUAUGGGCUAAAGAGAUUUGAAAGUGACCUUCAGGCCAUGACUGGCCGGAGCCUCAACUGGUACUGGAAGGCCAUGUGGGCGUUUGUGAGCCCAGUGCUCAUCAUUAGCCUCUUUGUCUUCUACCUGAGCGACUACAUCCUCACAGGAACGCUACAGUACCAAGCCUGGGACGCCACUCAGGGCCAUGUGGUGACCAAGGAUUACCCCACAUAUGCACUAGCUGUCAUUGGGAUUCUGGUAGCAUCCUCUACUAUGUGCAUCCCUCUGGUAGCAGUGGGGACUUUUGUCACACGCCACUUCAAGAGCAGAGCAAAGUUUCCUAUGGCCUGAGAAGUGGAUACUUCCUAAAAUCGAAGUUCCUCAGUUGCUUUUCAAAACCAGAAAUACUUUCUGCUUCCUGAAUCUACAAAGAAAAUUUAAUUCUGUUAUUUUAAGCUAGCAGAAACAUAACUUUGGCCAUAAAUACUUGGUAUUAUAUACUCAACUCAGUAGAUAGAAUUUUUCAUCAUUCUGACCUUUAGCUUUCAUUCUAGAGAUACCAAAUAUUUAUUUUAUAUACCACCAUUACAAACUGGGAUUCUGGACUACAAAUUUACCUCUUUCGUUGGGAUGGAGUCUUGGUAUGUAUGUACCCCAGGUUGGGUCUGCACCUAAGUAUCUUAGGCUAGAAUCUAUGACCUUCCAGACACAGCCUCCCCAUGCUGUCACAAAAGGCCAUGGACCAUCAGGCCAAGCAUAACUAAUUAUCCUCUGGUUUCUGUUUGAACCAUUCCUUAUCAACUCGUGGGUAGGGAGGGAGUAGGUACGAGUCUCAAGGAGCAGUCAAUGCUAGACUGUGCUCAAACAUACAAUCCUCUUACUGCACCCCCUCCAGUGCCUGGAUUAUAGGCAUGACUACCAUAUAUGACCUUUCAGUAUUUCCUCUGCUUUUUUCUUGUUGAGGGAAGUGCUUUGUUUCAUCACCAAAGUGCAACUUUGUUGGAUAUAGUAUUCUUGACUGGCAGGUUUCUUUUAGCAGUUUGAAUGUACUAAUAAAUCCAUUUAUUUACAGUCUAAUGGAUAUCCCCUUAUAUGUAACUUGACUCUUGCUCCCUGGUGGUAGAGAAGGGGGAAGAUAAUGAAAUGAAUUGUAGAUCAAACAAUACAAAACAGAAAUGUAGCAUGAAAAUCUAGAGUACAGUAGGUAAAGCAGUAAAAUCACACUGAGAUUUUUUAAAUUUUACUCUGAACAAAAACAGUGUGAGAUGAUGUAGUAAUCUGUUCUAAUGUACUGUACAUUUGCUACAUAUCCCCAAUACU